GGGGCAGAUUUUGGAGAAGGUGGACCGAAGGCUAUUAAUUUUCGAAACCACCUUAUUUUUCUAAUAAUAAGUUUACGAAACUGUAGUUUAUAAAUAGAACCUCCUCUAUUUUGUCCUCCUUUCAAAAUUAAACUUUUUCCUCACUCUUUCUCCCUCUUGAUUUUGAAGAAACUCAGCGUUGCAGAUUCCAAAUCUUUGAUUUUCGAAAAGCUAGUAAUCUUUGAUGGAGGAUUGCGGUAGCCGACGCUGGGAUGAGCUAUUUCCUGAUGCAUUGGGUCUCAUAUUUAAGAAUUUGUCACUCCAGGAGUUACUUGUUGUAAUUCCAAGGGUUUGCAAAUCAUGGAGAGAAACAGUGUUGGGGCCUUACUGUUGGCAGGAGAUAGACAUUAUGGAUUGGAGCUUACUUCGAGAUCCCGUUAGCGUUAUUACAAUGCUUCAAUUGUUGAUUUCAAGGAGCUCUGGUUACCUUCACAAGCUCUGCAUUAGUUCUCUCCCUAAUGACUCUAGUUUGUCCCUGAUUGCAAAACAUGGCAAAGCCCUUCAUACUUUACGGGUACCAAGAAGCGAAAUAACCAAUUCAACUGUAGAACAGGUUGCUGACAAGCUUUCUGCUGUAACUUUUUUGGAUUUAAGCUUUUGUAAAAACAUUGGAGCACCAGCCCUUGAGGCAAUUGGGAAGCAUUGUGUGAAUCUCAUAGGGUUGCGUAGAGUUAUGUGCCCUUUUGAAGCCAUUGACAGGUCUUCUCAAGAUGACGAGGCAAUUGCAAUUGCAUCAACGAUGCAUAAGGUCAAGCAGCUUGAGAUAGCCUAUUUGCUUAUCAAUACUGAAUCAGUUCUGAAAAUCUUGGAGAACUGCCCACAGCUUGAGUAUUUAGAUGUGCAAGGGUGUUGGCAUGUGAUACUAGAUGAGAGGUUCAAGAAGUUUUCGAAGGUGAAGUUGAUCGGUCCACUGGAAGAGUUUUCGGAGACGAUCAGAUGGGAUGGUUACUCAGAUUCUUCUAGCUACUUGGUUUGGGAAUUUGUGGCUGAUGAAUUAGAUGAUCAAUUUGACAUGCUGGAGUUUUUGGGAGAAGAUUACACAAGUGUGGAUGAUGAGGAGCAUGUUUAUCCUGAUUGGCUUGAGGAGUCUUCUUGAAUCUUGCUUUUGCCUAUCUUUGGCUACCAUUUCAAUGUCAAAUCCGAGAGAAAUGGUGACUUUGAUUUCACUUAGUUAACCAAAUAGUAGCAGCCCAUGAAAUUUGGUAACCAUUAUGGUUGGUUAAUUUAUCUAUUCAAGAUGCUUUCUCACAUGGAUAUUUUUACUCUUA
Messenger RNA from Cucumis sativus (cucumber), 1307 nucleotides. Its product is annotated as F-box protein FBW2. The transcript is spliced from 3 exons. Gene Ontology annotation, molecular function: protein binding. Lineage: Eukaryota; Viridiplantae; Streptophyta; Magnoliopsida; Cucurbitales; Cucurbitaceae. The record is from RefSeq and is a predicted model, not a curated record. The coding region runs from base 224 to 1135 and encodes 303 amino acids.